This is a messenger RNA of Letharia columbiana, 435 nucleotides long. RefSeq lists its product as uncharacterized. The transcript is spliced from 2 exons. NCBI's taxonomy places the organism in Eukaryota, Fungi, Ascomycota, Lecanoromycetes, Lecanorales, Parmeliaceae. The coding region runs from base 1 to 435 and encodes 144 amino acids. The record is from RefSeq and is a predicted model, not a curated record.
AUGCCUAGUGCUAUUGGCACCCGCAGUCACAAGGCUGGCCCGGCCUUGGUCGAUCAAUGGCUGUGUUUCGAGGGGACGGAGCGUUUCACGCAGGAGAGCCUAGGCUAUGUGGCUGACAUGUUUCCACAAGUCAUGGAGACAGCGUACGGCCAAGAAGAUCUUGAAAGAGAGAUGAAGAACCUACAAGCCGACGCAGGAGGUUCCCCCACGGCAUGCGGAGCCUUGGAUGUCGGCUUCAUUCCCGAAAGGUCCGAGGCAAUCUCAAAGGGCCCAAUCCUGGUAUUCAACUGCCGUGUGAACCUUGACGUCAGAAAUGCUAACCCGUUGGAGGGCGCGGCAUGGCUCAUCGCAAGAGUAAGAGCCAAGAUGACAAUGAAUGGGCGAAUGGACAUUGACUUUAUUAUCUUGGAAAAAGCGAGUAUAUCGUGGCAGUAA